This is a messenger RNA of Microtus oregoni (creeping vole), 3976 nucleotides long. It is a transcript of the gene Phka2, whose product is annotated as phosphorylase kinase regulatory subunit alpha 2. The record is from RefSeq and is a predicted model, not a curated record. Gene Ontology annotation, cellular component: phosphorylase kinase complex. The transcript has 34 exons. Gene Ontology annotation, biological process: glycogen metabolic process. Bases 237 to 3944 code for a protein of 1235 amino acids. Lineage: Eukaryota; Metazoa; Chordata; Mammalia; Rodentia; Cricetidae. Gene Ontology annotation, molecular function: calmodulin binding.
GGACAGCAUGGGUUCCACUUCGUGGCGCAAGUCGCUCUGAGGGGUAGCCGUGACACCCAGGUGGCCACGACUGAGGGGCGCUGUUCCUUUACUCUCAGAUGGGGUUGAAAGCCGGUUGAGGCCCUAUUCGGAGAACUCACCGAAGUCGUGUUUGGGCAUCAGGCCGGCUUGGAGGCUGCAGCUUUAGCGGACACCACUGGGUAGAUUCGGCGCCGCGGCCAGUGAGCGUGGGCGAGAUGCGGAGCAGGAGCAAUUCUGGGGUCCGCCUGGACGGGUACGCGAGGCUGGUGCAGCAAACCAUCUUAUGUUACCAGAACCCAGUCACUGGGCUGUUAUCAGCCAGCCAUGACCAGAAGGAUGCCUGGGUACGAGACAACAUCUACAGCAUCCUGGCUGUUUGGGGCCUGGGCAUGGCCUACCGCAAGAAUGCUGACCGUGAUGAGGAUAAAGCAAAGGCCUAUGAGUUGGAACAGAACGUGGUGAAGCUGAUGCGAGGUCUCCUGCAGUGCAUGAUGAGACAAGUGGACAAAGUGGAGAAGUUCAAGCACACUCAGAGCACCAAGGACAGUCUGCACGCCAAGUAUAACACUGCUACUUGCAGUACCGUGGUGGGUGAUGACCAGUGGGGCCACCUCCAGGUGGAUGCCACCUCCCUCUUCCUACUGUUCCUGGCCCAGAUGACAGCCUCAGGCUUGCGUAUUAUUUUCACCCUCGAUGAAGUGGCCUUCAUACAGAAUCUUGUCUUUUACAUAGAAGCUGCAUAUAAAGUUGCUGAUUACGGAAUGUGGGAACGUGGAGAUAAGACUAAUCAGGGCAUUCCAGAACUGAACGCCAGCUCUGUGGGAAUGGCCAAGGCAGCACUUGAGGCAAUUGACGAACUCGAUCUUUUUGGAGCCCAUGGAGGACGCAAGUCAGUCAUUCAUGUCCUGCCUGACGAAGUGGAGCACUGCCAGUCAAUUCUUUUCUCCAUGUUGCCACGAGCAUCAACAUCUAAAGAAAUCGAUGCCGGACUUCUUUCUAUUAUUUCUUUCCCGGCCUUUGCAGUAGAAGAUGCGAACCUUGUGAAUGUGACCAAAAAUGAAAUUAUUUCCAAGCUUCAGGGGCGUUAUGGAUGUUGUCGCUUCCUUCGGGAUGGUUAUAAAACCCCAAGAGAGGACCCUCAUCGACUGCAUUAUGACCCUGCUGAACUUAAGCUCUUUGAAAACAUUGAAUGUGAAUGGCCCGUGUUCUGGACUUACUUAAUCAUAGAUGGAAUCUUCAAUGGUGAUGCUGUUCAGGUCCAAGAAUACCGAGAAGCUCUGGAGGGAAUAUUAAUCAGAGGCAAAGAUGGGAUCCACUUGGUGCCAGAACUCUAUGCCAUCCCGCCAGACAAGGUGGAUGAAGAGUACAAGAACCCUCACACGGUAGACCGAAUUCCACUGGGGAAGCUGCCCCAUCUUUGGGGACAGUCCUUGUACAUCCUUAGUUCUCUGCUGGCAGAGGGAUUCCUUGCCACUGGUGAAAUUGAUCCCUUAAAUAGAAGAUUUGCUACUUCAGUCAAACCUGAUGUUGUAGUACAAGUCGCUGUUUUGGCAGAAAACAGUCACAUUAAGGGGCUGUUGCGACAACAUGGGGUAAAUGUCCAGAGCAUCGCUGACGUGCAUCCAGUUCGAGUCCAGCCAGGCCGGAUUCUUAGUCACGUAUAUGCCAAACUUGGACGAAAUAAGAAUAUGAAGUUGAGUGGUCGACCAUAUCGCCACAUUGGUGUCCUCGGCACCUCUAAACUCUAUGUGAUUAGGAACCAGAUCUUCACUUUUACACCCCAGUUCACCGACCAGCAUCACUUCUACCUGGCCCUGGACAACGAGAUGAUUGUGGAGAUGCUGAGGAUCGAGCUGGCCUAUCUGUGCACGUGCUGGCGGAUGACUGGCCGCCCCACACUCACCUUCCCUGUCACACACACCAUGCUCACCAAUGAUGGAUCAGACAUUCAUCCUGCAGUUCUUUCUACAAUUAGGAAACUAGAAGAUGGAUAUUUUGGAGGUGCUAGAGUAAAGCUAGGAAACCUGGCAGAGUUCCUCACUACCUCAUUCUAUACGUACCUGACCUUCUUGGAUCCAGACUGUGACGAGAAGUUGUUUGAUGACAUCAGUGAUGGGAGCUUUAGCCCUGACAGCGAGUUAGAACUGGGAGGAUACCUGGAAGACAGCAGCCAUCCAGAAAGCCAAGAUGAACUUGACCAGUAUAUCAACCACCUUCUUCAAAGCACAGCCUUGAAGUGCUACCUGCCCCCUCUUUGUAAGAAGUCAGAAGACAGCCAUGUUUUCAGUGCUAUCCACUCCACUCGGGACAUACUUUCUGUGAUGGCCAAAGCAAAGGGUUUGGAAACUCCAUUUUUUCCAAUGGUUUUGCCAACUAAAGUUCUAAGUGGACACCGUAAGUCACUGAAUCUUGUUGACUCCCCUCAGCCACUCCUAAAGAAGACUCCUGACUAUGACUACCAGUGGCCCAGAGAUGACCAUGGUGAAAUGGACUGUGAGAAGCUAGUUGGGCAGCUGAAAGACUGCUCAAACCUCCAGGACCAAGCAGACAUUCUGUACAUUCUCUAUGUGAUAAAGGGUCCCAGCUGGGAUACCAAUCUGUCUGGACAGCGUGGAGUCACUGUUCACAGUCUUCUUAGCGAGCUCUAUGGAAAAGCUGGCCUAAACCAAGAAUGGAGUUUGGUCCGCUACAUUUCAGGCCUGCUCAGGAAGAAAGUGGAGGUCCUGGCUGAGGCCUGUGCAGAUCUGCUGUCCCACCAGAAGCAGCUUACAGUCGGCCUGCCCCCUGAGCCCCGGGAGAAGACCAUCUCCACGCCUCUUCCCCCAGAGGAGCUCACAAAACUCAUCUACGAGGCCAGUGGACAGGACAUCAGCAUUGCUGUCCUCACACAGGAGAUCGUGGUUUACCUGGCCAUGUAUGUCCGGGCCCAGCCUAGCCUCUUUGCAGAGAUGCUCAGACUCCGAAUUGGAUUGAUCAUCCAGGUGAUGGCCACAGAGUUGGCUCGGAGCUUGAACUGCUCAGGAGAAGAAGCCUCAGAGAGUUUGAUGAACCUCAGCCCCUUUGACAUGAAGAACCUCCUGCAUCAUAUUCUGAGUGGGAAGGAGUUCGGUGUGGAGAGAAGCGUGCACCCAAUUCACUCCUCCACAUCCAGCCCUGCCAUCUCCAUCCAUGAGGUGGGUCACACUGGUGUCACCAAGACUGAGAGGAGUGGUAUCAACAGGCUAAGGAGUGAGAUGAAACAGAUGACUAGGCGAGCUAGUGCUGAUGAGCAGUUCUUUCCUGUGGGCCAGGCUGUGUCCAACAGUUUGCAUUCCUUCAAGUCUGCGAGGUCCAGCACCCCAUCAUCCCCAACGGGCACAUCAUCUACAGACUCCGGGGGACACCACAUGGGCUGGGGCGAGCAGCAGGGCCAGUGGCUGCGCAGGAGAAGGCUGGAUGGGGCCAUCAACAGGGUCCCCGUGGGAUUCUACCAGAGAGUGUGGAAGAUUCUUCAGAAGUGCCAUGGUCUGUCCAUCGAUGGUUAUGUCCUCCCAUCCUCAACAACCCAAGAGAUGACCCCAUAUGAGAUCAAGUUUGCUGUCCAUGUGGAGUCCGUACUCAACCGCGUGUCCCAGCCCGAGUAUCGGCAGCUGCUGGUGGAAGCCAUCAUGGUACUAACACUGCUCUCAGAUACGGAGAUGGACAGUAUUGGAGGCAUCAUCCAUGUGGACCAGAUUGUACAGCUGGCCCAUCAGAUGUUUCUGCAGGACCAGGUAUCAUUUGGAGCCAUAGACAUCCUGGAAAAAGACCAAGCCACGGGAAUUUGCCACUCCUUUUAUGACAGCGCUCCUAGUGGGGCUUAUGGUACAAUGACCUACCUAACGAAAGCAGUGGCUUCUCAUUUGCAGGAACUGCUGCCCAGCUCUGGCUGCCAGAUGCAAUAGGGCCUUAGCCAUAAACAUGAGCACCCUCUGAA